UCUGAGUGUUGCAGCACUGUUCGAUUUACUCGAACGCCACGAGCUUUCAAGUUGGAUACUUUGCGUGGAGUUGAUUCGUAUGGUCGCGUCGGUUGAAGGAGUCGGUUGUUCGUUUUGAAGCGCUGAAGUAGCGGUAAUCGUGAGCACCGUCGCCUGUUUUACUGGAAUUUUAACGCGCGAUGCCUGUGCCCCUAUGUGUGUGUGGCAGUCAAACAAAUUGCAAAACGCAAAACGAAAAAGAAAAUCCUAGAGCAGGAAUCCCGCAAAAAAAAGGGGGUGGCGACCAUCCUGCUUUUCUGCGCCCGCUGCCAGUGUAACCACCCCCUCACAGCAAUAAUAGCCACAAGGACUUAAAGAUAAAAACGAAAAAUAAAAAUACGUUCACGUAUGAACCGUUAACUGCGCCAUUCAAAAUUUUCAGCAACAACAAGAAACUAGCAAAGGCAAAACAAUUAUAUUGUUUUUGUGAGCGAGAGAGAACACAAAGUCAACAACAAAAUCGUUUUGAAAAAAAAAAACAAAAGUGAAGUUUUGUGGAGAUAUGAAUAAAAAUAAAAGUAAUAGAGAAAGCCGAACAAGGCAGUAAAAUGAAAUGCCAGACGAAGUGAAGAGGACAACUCAGUAAGGAAGGACAUUAAAAUAAAGAAAACAAAUAUUAAAUUGAACUAAAAUAUAAAGAGAAGAAACCGUAUACACCGAAUCAAUAAUAAUUAAUAAACAAGUGUAAGCAUUUCAUGAACUUUUUGUGGUGCAAACGGAAAGUUUAUCAAAAGUACAAGUUUAAUAAUAAAACAACAUUUAAAUCUAAACAUUUAAAUGUAAAAAUCAAAACUAAAGGGAAAGUUAAAAAAACCAAGCAAAUUAACUUUAGAAACCUUAUAACAGGAAUCAAAAACCAUAGAAGGAUGCUGAAAAAUCGAUUGGGAAUUAUAUGAAACCUUUUGUUCCGCUGGAUUGCAUCAUUUGUCGAGGGCGAGGCUUUGCAUUGAAUGUAAUGUACAUCUGUCAAGCAAGACCUUUCAUCACACAUCACACAUCAUCAUCAUCCAAGCCAUCUUCUCCAGAUCUAACAACACAAUGUCCACAAGAACAGCUGGGCUAAGACCUGGACCCAAAGGAGCCAACGGAGUCAGGACGGAGACGACGGAUCACAUCAUAACCAUUAGCACUGCCAGUCUGACGGACUCCUGCAACGGGGAGCCCGUUAAGGGAGUAGCUUCUCCGGUGGUCAGUAAGCCCCAGUCCAUGGGAAGUGGAGUUCCUCUAGCCACCACAAUUGUUCCCGGUGACCAAGUGAACCCAAUUGAGCCAAGGAAGAAACAGCUUCACUUGUACCGGCUGUCGCAGCUGGUGAGCUACCAAAAUAACAUCGCUGAUGUCCAGCAUAGAAAGGGAAGACGCCUCCACGGACUGCAGCUGCCCCUGCAUCCCCUCCAGCUCUUUGGCUGGCUGGUGCUUCUCCUUUUCGGAGUGGCCAGCUUUUGGGUGCUUAUACCGGCCUUCCAUGCGCGUAUCCAGGGACCACUUUACGGUCUGAUCACGGGCCUCUAUCUGGUGCACAUUGCCUCCCAUUUGACGGCUUUGCUGACGGAUCCGGCUGACAAGGAGCUGCGGCGAGUGCAUCGCAACGAUCGCAUCGUCCCUGAAUUCGACCGGACGAAGCACAGUCACGUGAUCGAGAACGGCCGGUGCCAUCUGUGCAACAUCCGGACCUCCUCGAGCCGCACCAAGCACUGCUCGGUGUGCAACAAGUGCGUGGGCAAGUUCGAUCACCACUGCAAGUGGCUGAACCACUGCAUCGGGUCGCGUAACUAUGUGGCCUUCCUGAUGUGCGUAGUGAGUGCGGUGGUGGCCACCCUGGUCAUCGUGGCCGCCGUGGUGGCCCAGAUAGUCUUCUACUACGUCCAGCCGGAGUGGUUGAGCUUCUACUGGUGUCCUUCGGGGUCGAGCCACCAAAUGGAUGGCGGCGACUACGUAAACAUCACUCUGAGCCUGGGCAACGGCACCAUGAUGCUAAUGGAGCAGCAGCCGGCGGAGGAGGAAGAAAGUCAGGAAACAAUUGAUGAGGAGAUGGCCAACCUGACAAUAUCCACGCUACCCACUCUCCUGGAGAACUUCACAGCCCUGAUAGAAGCCAGCACAACUCAGCCUGGGAUAAGCUUAAUGAAUCACACGGUCUCACAGUCUGUGGUGGUGGGAGGAAUCGGAGUCAACGAAACUAUUUAUCUGCUCCUUUUGGGAGUACUGGGUCUGCUCGCCGCCGUGAGUGCGGGAUUGCUGCUCCACUUGUGCUUUUUUCACAUCUACAUCUCAUUUUUGGGACUAACCACCUAUGAGUACAUCAGAAACCAUCGCCAGGCUCAGGAGGCCAAGGCCAAGCAGCUAGUGGAGGGAGCUCCCAAGAACGGUAGCGUACACUUCUCGGCUUCCCUGCCCGAGCCACAAAAUCCGUCCAAGUCCCUGCCGACCACCCAGCUCUACUGCUGCUCCAGAGCCCCACAUCCCAGUCAGCAGUCACAGGAGGCGGUGGGUCAAACAGACCAGUCCCUGAGAUUGCAUUGCUGUGCCAGUUCCCGGGAGUUUCACCAGAGCCGUCAGGCCAUCUACGUUUGCUCCCUGCUGGAGGAGACAGUUCCACAAGUUCAAGUGGAGCAGGAUACGCUCAGUAGCUUCCAUUGCUGCUCAAGCUUCGCAGCGAGUUCCUUGCAGCGAAGGGUCAGCGUGGCGAAGGGAUCUUUGAUCUCGGCAGAACCCCGUCCCCAGAGACCAGCGACUUACCUCCAGUACACCGAACGGUGUACCCUCUGCACUUUCCGACUAAGAAGGGGCUCUGGGUCGGGUACGGGAUCGUCAGGAGCUGUGAGCAGCGCCGGCGGAAGCAGCAGCACUCGCACCUUGACCAGCCAAACUGGGGGAUCCUCCUCCUCGGCCACAGCAGCUGGAAACAUCUCAAAGCACCAGCGUUGGCGAAGGAAAUGGAACUGUUGCGCCUCGGUGCCAGAUAGUCCCGAUGUGCCCAACGAUCUCCUAGCUGCCUUAACGUUUCGCGAACGCGAAGAAGCAGCCGCAGCAGCCAAACUGAAUGCCCAAGAGCUGCCCAUCCAAUUUAUACGCACCCUGAACGGCGGAUUGGAUCAGGAACUGCCUCUAAAGACAACCACAACAGCUACUCCCACGCCACCAAGAAGCUCCCGACUUCGACACAUGCUGCGUUUGCUGGGACGCUAUCGACGACCACGCUGUCGCCAUGGGGCCCAUCAUGGAAUCGCGGCCAAGGAGCAUCAACAUCAAAAUCAUGGUGGCUCCGCCAUUAAGCAGAAUCAGAUACGUCCGCUGCAGCUGCAGUCAGCUCCACGUGGCUAUGCCAACUCCACCGCGACGCCCACGCCGCCGGCCAGUUCGCCGAGCAGGAGUUCCCUGGAGAGCAGCGAGCUGAGCACCAGCACAAGUCCUUCGUGCGGCCACAAGGAGUUGAUGCUGCUGCCCACAUCCGUGAUAAGGGACGACAGCGUGACCACAUACACGCUGACCCUGCCGCCUGCCUUGCCACCGCCCACGAGGAGGAAAAUGAACCAGACCACUCAGGAGAUGGCGGAGUUGGCAGAGUCUCUGGGAUUUGCCAGCAAUCUGCAACACAAUCAGCACAGCCAGACGAACAGCCGAACAUUGCCCAGCUUGGGGAAUGUCUACCGCCGCCAAAGGCGGAAGCACUUCUUGCGGACUCGCUCGCCCACUUUGUCGCCCAUCCACGAGUCCGGCCUCUCGAAUCCAACCUCGCCGCAGCCCCUGCGGCACCACCACCACCAGAACCUAGUCAACUCGAACUCCAAUCCGGCCAAAACCACGUCCUCGCCUCUGCUUAACCGCAGUUCGGGAUCUGGAAACUCUUCGGCGCUUCUGGUCCAAAAUCUGUGCAGUUUGGCAGGGGAAACACUGAGGAAGACCGCAUCCAACAGCUCCUUGCAGAGCCUCAGCUCCAAUUCGAGCAGCACCUAGAAAGGAUGGUUUCCGUUUAGUCGUUAG
Molecule: messenger RNA, 4023 nt
Organism: Drosophila gunungcola (fruit fly)
Lineage: Eukaryota; Metazoa; Arthropoda; Insecta; Diptera; Drosophilidae
Exons: 1
Coding region: 1078-3996 (972 amino acids)
Biological process (GO): peptidyl-L-cysteine S-palmitoylation; protein targeting to membrane
Cellular component (GO): Golgi apparatus; endoplasmic reticulum
Molecular function (GO): protein-cysteine S-palmitoyltransferase activity
Source: RefSeq, a predicted model, not a curated record